AUGGGCUCCGUCUGCGGCAAGGAGGACAAAGGGGACAACUUCACCUCCCCCGGGCGUCCCCUCGGCACCGCGCCCCCGCCUCAGCCAAAGACCGCACCCAUCCCCGCCAGAGUUGGCGGCCCCCCACGGACACUUGGCGGCGGCGGCGGCGGCGGUAGCAACGGCGGCGCACCCGGUGAGCAAUCCGCCGACGCGGCCGAAGCGCGGCGCAAGGCCGCAGAAGCAGCCGAGGUGAGCACUCCCUCGCCCCCCUCUUGGUCUUUACGACGCAUGCCACAAUUGAGUCAUGGGUCUGGGGGAACCAAGUAUGCUAACGUCUACUACCAUUUACGACAGGCCCGAGCGAAAGCAGCGAGCAAAUCGACGGGAAAGCUCUCCUCGCAGCUUAACGCGCAAAAGAAGCAGACCCAGGCCGACCUGCUUAAGGACGCCAGCGCCCAGCAGCUGAGACAACGAGACGCCGAUGCCGCCGCGGAGGCGAGGACCUACAACUAG
Molecule: messenger RNA, 495 nt
Organism: Colletotrichum higginsianum IMI 349063
Lineage: Eukaryota; Fungi; Ascomycota; Sordariomycetes; Glomerellales; Glomerellaceae
Exons: 1
Coding region: 1-495 (164 amino acids)
Source: RefSeq, a predicted model, not a curated record